AUGAGAGAAAAUGAGACAUUAAGGUCUUACAACAGUCGGUAUUGGGAGACCUUCAACCAGAUUGGGGAUUGCCCUACAAACCUUGCCAUCGCACAAUAUAAACGGGGUUUACCAGUCGGCAACAAACUGAGGGACUUAAUGACAAUGAUGCCACCCCUUACGAUGGAGGCCCUAAUAGAGAGGGUGCAUCAACAUAUCCGAGUAGAGGAAGAUAGUGCCCGUGCUAAAGUAAAAUCUGGCACAACGACGUUGUCAAAUAAAAAGACUACAGCAAAAGUCAACACGAUAGAACAACCAAGUAGGAGUGGGCGAGGUAGGCGAGCCAAUAGAGAGGACCCAGAAAAAAGGAAGUUAAGAGUCCGCACUACCAUCACCACAGUAUUCAAUAAACCUAUCUACCAGAUUCUCAGCGAAAUACGUAAUGAGCCCUUCGUUCGGCGGCCUGCUAAGUUGGGAGAAGCACAAAGGGGCUAUGAUGAGAGAUCCUGUUGCACCUUUCAUGAUAAGAAGGGGCACCGCACUGAGAAUUGCACACCAUUGAGGCAAUAUCUGGAAGAGUUAGUGGUUGUUGGACCCUUGGACCGGUAUAUAGAAGGGAAAACACAGCCGGCCCCACAGGAACCCAACAAACCAAAUGGGAUGCCGGUCGACGAUCCACCCCAAGGCAUAAUCAACGUCAUACAUGGAGUCGUCGAACCUGAGCGGAUUCUGAUUGAUCAAGGAAGCUCAGGCGAGAUAAUGUACUACAAGACCUUCAAACAACUGAAAUUGGAGAACAAAGACCUGGCACUUGCAACAUCUCCCCUCGCAGGUUUCAACUCAAUGCCAGAAUGGCCAGGUUCUGAAAUUAAAGCUGAUAAUCGCAGAGUCUUGGGUACUAACCCAAUGAGUCAAUUCGCUUUUCCUUAUUCCUUCAAUGGUGUCUUGGCAAUUUCAGAUUGGUUCACAUAG
Camellia sinensis is the source of this 951-nucleotide messenger RNA. The record is from RefSeq and is a predicted model, not a curated record. Lineage: Eukaryota; Viridiplantae; Streptophyta; Magnoliopsida; Ericales; Theaceae.